AUGCAUAAAGCUGGAUGGGUGCAUCGUGAUAACAGCGUUGGCAACAUCUUAUUUCAUGAGCGAGACGGGAAAUUGGUAGUCAAGCUCUCUGACCUCGAGUACGCGAAGCAAUAUUUGCGUGAUGACAAGGGUGCUCACGAGAUGCGCACGGGUACCACUGACUUCAUGGCGGCUGAGGUAGACGUGAUGAGUUAUCAAUUCUUCACUACGAAGAAGCCGAAGUCAAGCGCGAUGCGAGCAAAUGUAUUCGAUUUUGCGGAUCGUCGGGGUCCCAGUGUCUCGCUUCCGGAACUCAACUCAAUACCCGAAUUUCGUUAUAAUCCCAUGCAUGAUAUCGAGUCUAUCUGGUGGGUCCUCAACUGGUUU
Postia placenta MAD-698-R-SB12 is the source of this 366-nucleotide messenger RNA. RefSeq lists its product as hypothetical. Gene Ontology annotation, biological process: protein phosphorylation. Gene Ontology annotation, molecular function: ATP binding; protein kinase activity. Lineage: Eukaryota; Fungi; Basidiomycota; Agaricomycetes; Polyporales; Adustoporiaceae. The record is from RefSeq and is a predicted model, not a curated record. The transcript is spliced from 2 exons. The annotation marks the transcript as partial.